GCUGCCUUCGCCCGGUGACCUGCCACGGAGCUGCUGGAUUGGAUCACUCCCAGACGACCAGAACUCUUUUAAAAUAUUUUGGGUGGAUAAGAUGUGCCAUGGAAUGGUAGCACCAAAGAGCAACACAGCAUCACCACUUGCCUUGACUGGUCAUGGAUUAUUUCUUCCGUUAAUUAUCUUCAGUUCUUUCAUCUUGGAGGGACAGACCUCAGUUUGCCCCCGUCCACCGGAGCCUGAGAAUGGAGGCUACAAAUGCCACCCAACUCCUUGCAGUGACCCUCUGACAUCCGACAGCGUCAUUGAGUAUGUAUGUGAUGAGGGCUACAUGCUAAAGGGAGAUUACAAAUACUUGACGUGCAAGAAUGGAGAAUGGAAUCCAGCCAUGGAAAUUAGCUGUAGGCUAAGCCAAGAUAAAGAUUCGCCCCCGACAAUCGGGGUGCCCACCCUCUCCAUAGUGGCCUCCACAGCAAGUUCAGUAGCUCUGAUCCUUCUCUUAGUUGUACUGUUCGUUUUGCUGCAGCCAAAGCUGAAGUCUUUUCAUCACAGCAGACGUGAUCAAGGUGUAUCUGGGGAUCAGGUCUCCAUGAUGGUGGAUGGUGUCCAGGUGGCCUUGCCGUCCUAUGAAGAAGCAGUCUAUGGCAGCGCAGGGAACUGCAUUCCGCCCUCAGAUUCACGGGUACAGAUUGUGCUGUCAGAGGGAGCUGGGCAGAGUGGAACAAGUGAGAUGCAGCAGCAGGACCAAGGGGCUCGGGACUGCUUUGUUGGAGAGGACGAGGCCCCAGGACGCUCUGGACUGUGUGAAGCCAGUGGCUCUCAACGCUCUGAAACUGUUCUCGUACACCAGGCCACCACCUCUUCCUGGGUAGCUGGCAUGGCAAGCAGUAGACCUGUGCACAAAGAUGCUCAAGACUCAGAAAGCAGUGAUAUACAAAGCCUUUUAUCACUUACUUCCUCGGAGGAAUACACAGACGAUAUUCCAUUGUUGAAGGAAGCAUGAGGCCUGCUGCACUUGUUUAGCCUUCUCCCUCUUGGUUUCCCCUCUUCUUCCUUGGGAUACAAGCAUUCUGUGCAGCCUUCCCCACCUUCACGAGCUGGGCCCUGGAUACCUCCAAGCAGAGACCCUUCAGCUGAAGAUCCAAAGGCUUUUGCCAGGUUGUCUCCUCGAUGCGCCAUUCGGGUUGGUCCGGUGUCGGCCUUCCCAUUCCAUCUGCAUUAGGGGCUUGAGUAAUGUAAUGGAUUUGAGCUCCUCCCUCUUCUUCCCUCCCCGUGCCAGAUGUUUGACUGCAGCCUCUGGAGAGCUGCUAUUUACUUGUGCCUUUCUCCUUCUCACACCGGCUUGUCGCAGCUUCUCACAGGCCUCGCUAGCUCUUCAGCAGCCCAGAGAGCAGGGACCAAGAACUGCUUGCUCAUUGGGUGCAGAUAUAGUUUAUAUAAAGAUCUUUCUUCCAGUAUCCUCUUGGUGACUAGGACAGGACAGAACUCUCCAAGAGGGCUGAACCUGAGCUUGGGAAAAGUUCCAAUAUGGGUAAUUUACACUAUCCAGCAGUGCUCAUAGUUUUUAAAAAUAAAGUGGUAUGUUCUGUAACUUAAAUGCAUAUUAACAAUUAGGCAUCACUGACUAUUGUAAAGGCAGAGAAGUCUGAGGUCUUUUACAAGAUUUUUGGAAACGCCUGAUGAUUUUUUCUUCCUCCCCUUCAUGCCUUCUUUGUUAUCCCCGUAUCUUCCCCACAAAAUAUACAUACACCCUUGAUGUAGCAGAGUAACAGUCUCUCUGCAAGAUUCCAUUCCAAAAAAUUCCACUGCCUCGUUCUUUCAUCGACCUCACAAUCCACUCAGUUUUUGUGUUUCCUGAAGUCUAGGGCUGUCUCUACUCUGAGAAAUUUUACCAGUUCCUUCCAGUGCUGGUCUAUCACAGGGGCAGCUCCUGGUGCUAAACUCUAGGAGAAUUUCUGCAAAAGGCUAGUUGUAGACAAGGCCGAGAAGCAAAAAAACGUACAGUACAACCCUGAUUAUCUGAUGUCCAGUUAACCAAGCCUAUGUUAACUGCAGGUUAGUCACGUUCUGCUGACACGGUGUGCCAUGAUUGUGGUCCAGUUUAUCCAAAGGCCUGUUCUUUUGCAGGUGUCUGACACUUUUUUAAAAUAUCAGUUUUCCUGCAUAACUGCUUGGGUUUGCCUGCCACCAACAACUUUUAACUUGACAUGACAGUAAAAAUGGAAAAGUCAUUUAGAAACAUUGUCCCUUACUCCCUCAAUUUUCCAGGAAACGUAAGGGCUUUUUAAUGUGUUAUCUGGAUUCAUUGGCCCUUUUUUAUGUUUACAAUUUUGUCCGCAGAAAUAUUAACAUUGUCAGCUAAUGCUGGGGUUUUUGGUUAGCAUCACCAAUUAGCUGGCAAGAGAUACCAUAACACAUGGUACUCAAAUACAGCAUUCCACUUUCUAAAUAGUUGCAGCAUGUCUUCAUAAUCUUAAAUGGAAAGAGUUGUGCUGCUGUUUUAUCCUAAUGGGACUGCUUGGUGCAUUUGGAGCUGCUCCCACAUGUGGGCCUCUUCUUCACGGGGAGGGGGAACAAUGUGUUUGCUAAAACCCCUUCUGAAGAGUGGAGUUGACACAGUUUGGUUGUGUGGCCAUUAUGGAGACAGCAGAGCAGUUUUUAAACAGUUACCUGGAGCAGGACCCUCCCCAGUCCAGAGCAUGAGUUUUAAUGACUCUCUUGACAGAGCUGUUUUAAAAUAAGCCUAGGAAUACAUUCCUUGUCCCUUGUGUAUGUAGGGCCUGGUGUGACAUACUGGAGGUUGUUACAUAUGUCGUUUCCUGCAUGAAUGAUCCUGCACAAGGGACAGCUGUGUCCCAUGGCCAAAUGCAUGUUUGGGGCUGCUUGGUGGAUUUAAAGGAGUUAAGCAGGGAGGACAAGGGAACAGUUUCCCUGGAGUUGGUUCCAGCAGCAGUGCUUGGCCCAUCAAAAAAGGUCUAUGCAGCUCAUUAGUUGGACUAAGGCAAAAGGGGCUGGGGAUGGAGGUGUGCAUGCUCACCCCAGUACCCUAGUCAGGUGGUCAACCAGCAGUUGCCCCAAAGGGAAGCCGGUAAAUUUGUAUUUGAAAUGGAGGGAACAAUGAGAUGUGGCUUUACUCAGCAAGCUGUGACUUCUGGGUGAAUACCUCAGCCCCCCUUUCUCUCCCCUUUAUAAUUGUACUCCCUACCCAGAGCAGUGAUUAUAUUAGAAUACUUUAAAAUGGAUUAUUGCUGCAGUAACUGAGGUUAGGCUCCAGCUGCAGUGGGCAGGGAUUGGCUGCAAUGUAUAGCCAGCAACCUGCCUCCCCUGCUCAUUAAAUUCCCUAAUGCAUUUGCCUGUUAAUUCCCAGGACAGCUGUAACAGUGGGUGUGUAUAUGGGGAACAGCUCUCUUUCCCCCAUCCCGUGUAUCUCGUAAAUUAAGUUGCAAGAAUUGUUUUAAAGAGACACUGUCAAGUUAAAAAUAGUAUAUUUUAAACAAACUUCUUUACCUAUUACAACACCCUAGGUUACUGCAAGAAUUUGACAAAUCCAACUUUCACUAUCCUUGGUGGUUUUGUUUCUGUCUCAGUUUGGACAAUAAAAAACAAACUUGUUUCAUUUCCAGCUCAAUGGUGCUGCAGUAUUUGGCUUUCAGACAGUGCAGGCAUAAGUGUAUUAGUUUGUAAACUGUUUCCAUUGGAAUUUAAAAAAACAUCAGCAUGGAAAUAUUUCUACUGUUAGUUUUAAAAUUGUUCUACAAAAUCCCAUGUUUGAAGUAAGUGUCCCUAUAACCUGGUCUCUCACUUCUUAUCAAAGUGCAAACACUGACCUUGUUUUCUUCUCUUCAGACAAAUACAAAAUAGAAUGAAUUGCUCUCUAAUUAGCUUAAGGUUCCCUGGUAACCAAAGCUGACACCCAGCAGCCUGGGUGCAAAGGCCAGGUGCCACACUUUUCAGCUGACAGAAGAGCAUUCUCUUAAUGGAGCUGGAAUUUGAUCCCAGGGCCUGACCUUGCUUUGAAUGCUGAAACUGACAGUCCUGCACCUAACAAAGCGCAUAGUGGCUGUGUCCACUAACCCCCACUCACAAUAGUGUGGUUAGCCACCAGUCUGAGAGAAAUAAUCAAUUGGAGAAAAACAACAGAAGAAGGGGACCUCAAUUUUUUUUUAUAGAGUCCUUCAGAGUUUCUUUCCUGGGAGGGAGGGGUGUGGGGAGAGGGAAAAGAUGUGGCUGUAAUCAGCAGAAAUAGACAAUCAUUGUCUCUUAGAUUUUAAGAGGAUAAAACAGCAGCUACUGAUACUGGAGCAUGGCUUCUCGUGGGAGGAUCUAAUUGUACCCUGCUGGCUGGUAAUCUCUGAUGCCCCUAGAUGCCUUGGUGGUUGCAGAAAACCAACGUGCCACUUUCUUCUGUGGAAACAUCCAUGCAGACUAGAGACAUUAGAUCCGAUGCAAGCCGGAACAAGCAGAAACAGCUUUUGGGUUCUCGUUUCACCUUCCCAAGCAUUCCGUUUACUUUCAUAUAAAAUGAGAUCGAAUGAGGAGGGAAAAAACCUGUUUGAAAACUUAUCUGCUGGACUUCUAAAAGAAAAAAACAACCCUUUUUCUUUCUCUUUACUGAGCAACAUGUGGACCAUUACCUUCAUACCUUUAAAGUCUUAGGGAGACUUGAAGGGGCAGGAAUCAAUUUCUGGGAAGGGAAGAGAGCUAGAAAGAUAAGUGAGAUGCUGCACACUCAGAACUCCCAUUUUAGUCAAUGGAAGCAAGAACUGCAGAAUUCAGCCUUAAAGAACCCUUGCUUAUGAGCUCUCCCAUAACUUGAUAGCAUUAAGUUGGAGUGAAGAAUACAACGUUUCUUGCUGGAAUCAUAGACCAGAGUAGUCAAAAGGAGACAGUCCCCCUAUAGCAUUCCCAACAUGAUGCAGUUUUGUGUUGUCUUACACAUGCUGUACCCUCAAAUGCUUAACAAGAACAUUCAAAUGAUUUCAUUAUACAUGAAAAUUAAAAAUAACUAGCACUUAUAAGGAGGUACAAAACGUAAAGGGACGCUGUCGGGAGAAAUUUACAAAACACUGCGUGCAAAAGAAAUUCUUCCAUGAUUUCCUUUCUAUUCCAAUUGAAAAGUGUUUUUUCAAACAAGGAUAUUCCUCUGCUGUGUUUGCAAUCCAACUAUUACAGUACCAGGCUAGUGAAACUGACUACAAAUGAAAGUGAACUGGAUUGGUCUCUUCUCAGUGCCCAAAUUAUAGAGUGCAGCGUGAAUUAAAAGCAAAUUUUAAUCAUGUCAGUGUUGGGAUAAUAUAAAGGGAUUAGUAACAGGUAAGGGAACUUUGGUGGUUUGUGUUUGUUUUUUGUUUUUUAAAAAUAAAUAAGGGCCUCACUCCACUGCGGGUUGACGGAGCAGGGUUCUGCAGCGUUCUUCUCCUUUGUAGGACUGCUGCACAAUUAGAGCUCUGUGGCUCUGGGAUGGAGCAGAGCCAGAGGAUUCCCAUCCUUUUAAACCAACAGCAAACUUGCAACAUAAAAUUACACUCUGUGAGCAUCAUCUUACGUACUUCCCCUUGGAAGUGAACUCUCUCAGGAUUUCCCCAUUUAACAAUUUGACAACUUAGCAGGAUUUUUAUGCCUCUGGAGGUCUGACUUGCCCUGACAGCACAUGGAGUAAUUUGGGAGAGUGAGAAAUAUUGACAUUAUUCCAGAAGGAAGUACAAGAGUGGAGAAUUUGGGUUGAUUUGAAUUGGGACUCAGUGAGCGCAGCAAGUUCUGCUGUAGGACAUAAGCUGGGCUGGGAGAUCAUUGCUGUGAGUACAGAAGACAGAGCACCUAGGGGUGAGUGAGUGAGUAGGAGCUGUUAUUAAAAGCUCCGGCAAGCCCUGUAGGUGGCUCAAACUAUUGGGUGCAAAUGCGUAUAAUGGUGAGCCCAUAAGGAAGGGUUCACUGUGCCUAGAUGAUCAGAUACUAAAAACCAACGAUUCCGCCAUGUAAAAAUGUGGAGACGCAGCAAGAUAGAAAUGUUCAGAUUUCCUUGCUGAUCUGUUUACAACAUGUCAUGUUAAACUAAUUUUUCAAAUUAGCUUUUAUUUUUGGACAGCAAUUGUUUUAUUAAUAUUCUUCACUUCACACAGCCUGGACAGCAGAACUAGUAUAAUCUGUUUCACUUCCUGGUUCUCAGACACUAGCACAGUAAAUUUCAUCCUGCAAAGAAGGAACUGCCAAUUAAAUUUGAUGAAAACAUUUGUUCACAGAAACUUGUAGUUAAGAAGCUUCAGUUCUCUCUGUAAAAGGCCUUGGAAGCAUAGAGAGGCUGCCUAAGCCUGGCUUCAUUUGAGGGAGUGUUUUUAUAUUGGAAAUGAAUCUUCUGCCAACAUUUCAGAACCUUGUGAAAAAAACAAAACAAACCCCAAGAAUGAUUAUCCUGCUCUCACCCCUCCCAGGACAAAGCAUGCAAGUCUCCCAGACCUCUCUUCAGAGAGCUCUGUCCUACAUACUGCUUCUAACUUGGCCUUCUGGAUAACUUUAAGAGGUUACAUGUGGUUGCACCAGAGUGGAUGUGUCUGAAUUAAAUUGAUGCACUUCUAUUUUAACAUAUGCUUUUUGCUUCUAUCCAAGGGUGAGCCAAGGAGAGGGGCAGGGCCGGGCCGGCCCCAGCAUUUCUGUUGCCCCAAGC
Messenger RNA from Emys orbicularis (European pond turtle), 6655 nucleotides. RefSeq names its product sushi domain containing 6 (gene SUSD6). The record is from RefSeq and is a predicted model, not a curated record. Gene Ontology annotation, biological process: DNA damage response. Lineage: Eukaryota; Metazoa; Chordata; Testudines; Emydidae. The transcript has 6 exons. Bases 92 to 997 code for a protein of 301 amino acids.